Molecule: messenger RNA, 2251 nt
Organism: Paramormyrops kingsleyae
Lineage: Eukaryota; Metazoa; Chordata; Actinopteri; Osteoglossiformes; Mormyridae
Source: RefSeq, a predicted model, not a curated record
UCAUACUCAGAAUGUUCCAUUUUUGAUAGGUGGAAGGUAAUGUAACGAUAAAAAAAUAUCCAAAAAACCUAGCCAUCCUGUAGUAUACGUACCAUCUAAUAGGUGUCUAAAUACCUUCAGAUCUGUCAGCCACAUUAAAAAGGCCGCCAAUCGGCCGCGUUUAUGAGCGAUUUCCGCGGCCGACCCCCCCCGCUUAACAGUGGAUAUACUGACGCGGUUCUCUAUUCGCUGCCCUUUUCCGCUCUUGUCGUCGCGAGAGAGUCGCACGCGGAUUGUCCUGCUCGCCGAAAUAAAGCGAUAAAAUUUCACAGACUUGCAAAGUGAGUAUUUGAUUGUCGGAACUUACUCCUCCUCUAUAUAAUACCUCCGAAAGUACUUGAAUGUUAGACACAAGGAAACAAAGCAUCCUUAAGAUUACUAUGUAAAUGCGCGAUAAAAAAUGUACCACCUCGGCCCGCGUUGCGUCGGUUUUAAUGAGCUCCGGCUUUGAGUGCAUGGUGUUCAGGCUCGAGUCACCCCAACCUAACUGUGCCCAUCCACCCAUGCUUCGCGGAUGAAAGGGGCCCACCAAGCAUUUCUGUUACUUGAUCCCACUGCCGGGCACCUCCAGCCGAAGUGAAAAUCCUCCCCCCCCCCUCAAAUCAAGAUAUGGAUCAGGCCAAGCUGGAUCAGGCUCACGUGGACAGCACCACCUGUGCACCUGCGGAGGGGUGGCCUGGAGUGGUCCCCCGGGAGGGAAACGGCACUUCGUCCUCACCGGAGAGCAGCAGCGUAAACGGCGACGUGCGGCGCGUAGGGAAGCGGCAGCGGCGCCGCAAGCGUUCCUCUCGCUCGGAGACCAAGGCUGCUGGCGUGGAAGGGCGUCUUGGCGGGCGAGGGGACGGGCAAUAUGUCUCCCCCAGCGAAAGCCGCUCCCCUGGGCCCAGCGCAAUGCUGCUCGGGCUCCAGGCGGACACAGUGUGGUUCGGCCGCAGCGCCUAUGAGCAGGCCGAGAGCUCCUACCAGCGGUGGCUGGUCAGUCAGGCUUCUGCCCCGGAUGGGUCCAUUCCACCGGCACCAUCGGGCCGGGAGACCUCGCGCAGUCCUCCAUCCGUUACCCCAGCCAUGUCCGAACAGUCUGCCGAUGGUCGCCAUGCUGACCAGGAGGCCUGCCACCACCUGGUGCAGGCAGUGUUGGCGAACAAGCCGUCCUCCGACUCAGCCGAGCGCUGUCUCAUGGAGCAGGCCCACCCCCGUGCUGCUCCCGGGUCCCUGUCCCUCCCCCCCGGGCGCGGCCUGGCCGCUCAGCCCACCCCCGACGAGGGCUAUCUCACCCAGGCCCCCACCCCAGCUACCCCCUCCCCCAUGGCCCAGCAGGAGUCUGUGAACGGGCUGCCCCGUUUUCCCGCCGAGCUAGUCGGGGGCGUGUGGGUGGAGAAGCCUCGCUACGACCAGGCGGAGUCCGCCUACUACCAGCGGCUGUAUGGCCGUUCUGCGGCGGCCCAGGGUGGGGACAAGCCCGCAGGAGCCAAGGACUCCGGCAGGCCAGCCAAGGUGGCAAAAGACCAAAAUGGGCCAGGACCUGAGGAAAACGGCGCCCCCCGGAGGGACAAGUAUCGCCCGUCUUCACAAGGAGGACGGUCGGCUGACAUCACAAGCUUACUCGUUUUUUUUUUUAUAUAUAUAUGUGUGCAUACACUUUUGUUGUGUGUGUGUGUGUGUGUGUGUGUGUGUGUGUGUGUGUGUCCUGCAGCAUGUUACUUUAUAAACAAAAGUCUGUAAAUGUUCCACAUGAGGCAGCUCUCUGAAGCUAUGUUGUGGUUUUAUACAUCCAGUUUUGUAGUCUUUUAGCGUUUAUACAUCCAGUUUUGUAGUCUUUUUCGACGCGUUUGUUCUUCAGGCUUUUUUGACGCGGUUUCUUGUUGCUGCGGGGCCGUGUGAUUUAGAGGUCAGGCCUCUAUUUGAAGGCCGGCAGACAUUCCACCCGGUAGCUGGGUUGUUUUCGGAGCAGAUGACGAGCUCCCCUUCCGCAUCCUCGCCCCUGGCAGCUCGUGUCUGAUGUACCUCCCAGUGUCCUUGUGAAGGCUUUGGAAUCCCAUCGAUUUUCUUGAGGCUAGACAGGGAACCUGACCCAUAUCCUGCCAGGGCUUGUAGCUGUUAAGCUGUUGGUCAGUGAGCAGCCUGCCUGCCCCACCCCCACCCCGUCUGGCGGCCUGUAGCCAAUGAGAGUGCCUCGCUGCCCUCAUGUGACUCCACUCUCCUUCCUGUCUCC